AUGUGGGUCUCGUCAAGGGGUGCAGAAUUGGGCCUUGAAUAUGAAAUACAUCAAGGUUGCAAGGCCGGCGCCAGGGGCUCCUCUUCGUCUGAGGUCCUACCUGAGAAAUUUCAGGACUGUGAUAUUGAAGCCAGUAUGCAUUCGAUAUUCUUUCUCACUACGACGUUGCUUGGCCGAGCUUUUGCCCAUUCAUGGAAUGAACAGCUAACGGUAGUUGAAAAUGGGUUCUUCAUUGGGAAUAAUGGUUACCCUCGUGGCUACGUCUCGCGCUCUGAUCCGGGUUUUAACGAUGAUAUGAUGACAUAUCUUUUGCCACCGUUAGCUUCGGGAAGAACCAGAGUGGAUGACUCCGAUCUUGUAUGCGCACCCACCCAAAGAAGUGCCAAUCAAACGAACGGUUACCCCCGCUUAAGCGCAUCACCCGGAGUCUAUAUCGCCAUGAAAUACCUCGAAAACGGCCACGUCACCCUCCCCCAAAUCCAACCUGGCAAGCCGCAAGGAGCCGGGAUAGUCUUCGUCUUCGGCACUAGCCAGCCAACGGACAACGACCUGCUGACGGAGGUUCUUCAAUGGACAACGAACGGCGCAGGGGGUGAUCGGCGAGGUAGACUACUCACAGCUCAGAACUUUGACGACGGCCGGUGUUAUCAAAUCAACGACGGCGACGUCUCCGUGGCUCGCCAGGAGGAAUACCCUAAUCUAACUCCUGGCCAACCUAGAUCCGUCAACGAGCAGUGGUGUGAAACUGAUGUCCUCAUACCGACUGACGUACCGAUUGGUCCUUUAUACACCUUAUAUUGGGUGUGGCAGUGGCCAACAGAGCCCGGAACUCCAGGGCUCCCUGAUGGUAAAGACGAGUACUACACGAGCUGCUCCGACCUUGACAUAGUCGGGGGACCUUUCCAAGGGACGGACUCCAACCCAUUGCCUCAGCAGGAUCCUCAAAUUGCCGCUGUGCCCAACUUCGAGUCUCGCACUGCAUUCAACACUGACCCAUUUGCACGGACAUAG
Molecule: messenger RNA, 1011 nt
Organism: Cladophialophora psammophila CBS 110553
Lineage: Eukaryota; Fungi; Ascomycota; Eurotiomycetes; Chaetothyriales; Herpotrichiellaceae
Exons: 1
Coding region: 1-1011 (336 amino acids)
Source: RefSeq, a predicted model, not a curated record